AUGAGUAACGAAGCAGUGGCAGGGUUUAUAGUUACAAAAACAAUAUAAUAAAAUCCUUUGAGAUAUUAUGAUGCUAAUUUCAAUGAUUAUCGUGAUAAAAACAUGGUUAUGUAUAUUUAGAAGAAAUAUGCGGAUCUAAAAAAACGAACUGGAGUUAAAAUUUUACCAAAACAAACCUUUGCUAAUACUUAAUUAUAAGUGAAAUUAAAGGCUUAAGAAGGCAAUAAGGAUUAUUAAGGAAAUUAUGAAUUGUAACCCGAAGUAGUAGAAAUCAUGCAAAGGGUUCUUGACAAAGAAUAAUUGGAAAACUUAUUAAAUUUUUAAGUGAUACCUAAAAGAUCUAAAAAUUGGAAGAGAAAACCAAUAUCAGUUUAAUAAAAAUUAGCAAUGUUGAUGAAUGACAAGAUAGAAUAAGCUUAAUUGGAUGAUCUUUAUAAAUGUUACAAACGGUAAAAUCUGAAACAAAAUCUUAAAGAAGUAAAGACAUCUGCAUCCAUGAAAGACACAAAAGAUGCAAACAAAAGUAAUGGGAAACACAAAGGAUAUUAAAAUAUUGAAUUAGAAGACUAGGAACAAGUUAAUUUUUUUAUGAAAAAACUCUGUGAAGAUCAAAAUUUAAAUGCUUGCACAGUUUUGGAUAUCUAAAAUAAUGAAUUAACUUUUAAAGAAGAUUAAUGUGAUGAAAUGGAGAGAUGGAGAAACAUUGUGUAGAAAAGAAUCACAUAAGAAUAGUUAUUAGAGAUCAUGCGUGAAGAAGAGUUAAAACAAAAUAAAGAGCUGGUCAAAAUUUUCAAAGAAACAAGAAUAGAUUAAUUUGAUCCUGAUUUUUAUAAAAGCAAAGUCAAAAUGACAACUAUGAAAAGAGUCAAUCAAGCAUAAGAUUCAUAAUAUCAUAAGUUCUUUGUUUCAACUGAAACUUAAGCUAAUGGUUUAAGUUAAGAAGAUUUUAGAAGGAAAACCCAAUAGUAUCAAUCUCCAAAAAGCCACUUCAUGGAGAAUUUAAGCAAAGUCUCAAGGACUACUAGACCAUAGACUAGUGUUAGUAGAACACUAAAAACCUAGACAAGUAUAAAGACGGAGAUAGAAUUUAAUAAAUUUUUAAAGUAAUGCGAUGUUGUUGAGACUAACUUCAAGAAAGAAAAGCAUUUGUUGAAAGAGAAAUUUAGUUCUCUUGAUAAUAUAAUGGAAAAGGCUAGCCAAUACUUAUCAAUGGAUAAACCUUAAUUUGAGAGAGAACCUAAUUAAGAUUUUGAGAAAUUUAAGAAACAAAGACAAUUUAAGAAGAAAUUUGUGACAUAUUUGAUUGACAAGGUGGAAAAACAAUCUGAUUUAUUGAGUGAAAAAAUAAAGUAAUCAUCAUCGAAAUAAUUCAUUGAGAGAAUUCUAUCAGAAGAAUAAUGA
Molecule: messenger RNA, 1401 nt
Organism: Paramecium tetraurelia
Lineage: Eukaryota; Ciliophora; Oligohymenophorea; Peniculida; Parameciidae
Exons: 4
Source: RefSeq, a predicted model, not a curated record